This is a messenger RNA of Aspergillus sclerotioniger CBS 115572, 348 nucleotides long. RefSeq lists its product as uncharacterized. The transcript has a single exon. Bases 117 to 296 code for a protein of 59 amino acids. Lineage: Eukaryota; Fungi; Ascomycota; Eurotiomycetes; Eurotiales; Aspergillaceae. The record is from RefSeq and is a predicted model, not a curated record.
GCUAUCCUACGAAGCACAUACGAUCCUACGAAGACCAACGAGUGUGGGGCAAAGAGUGAUCAUUAACGAACCACAACCCCCUAGUUACAUAAAAUCCAUGACCACGCCGGGCCUGGAUGAUACAAACGAGUAUGGGUGGGACACGGGGUGACUCGAAGUCACAGGCCCCCCUAACUAAUGACAUGAAUUCUAGGACCACAGGAAGAAAUCUCCGUAGAGAUAGCACAAGAAAUCCCAACAGACCCAAACACAAACCCGAAAAUCAGACCCAAAAAGCAGACCCAAAAAAGACAUAAAAAGACAUAAGAAUAAAAGAAAAACGCCGACUCCUGCCAGCUCAACCAAGAG